This is a messenger RNA of Glossina fuscipes, 2111 nucleotides long. RefSeq names its product annexin B11. The transcript is spliced from 9 exons. The record is from RefSeq and is a predicted model, not a curated record. Bases 389 to 1921 code for a protein of 510 amino acids. Gene Ontology annotation, cellular component: cytoplasm. Gene Ontology annotation, molecular function: calcium ion binding; calcium-dependent phospholipid binding. NCBI's taxonomy places the organism in Eukaryota, Metazoa, Arthropoda, Insecta, Diptera, Glossinidae.
AAAAAAAAAAAAAAAAAAAAAAAAAAAGUUUUUAUUAAAUAUUCUAUUGUUGUACAAUUAAAGUUCUUUAUGCCUUUGUAGAAAAGUCGAAAAAAAAAAUUUUUUAAUUUUGAAAUUUUUCAUAAAACAUCUUUAGACAAUUUACGUGUGCGUACGUGUGUAUAUCAUGAUAUAAUUAAUUGUGAAUUUAUUAACACAAGAGCGACUAAAUCUGUAUUAGAUUUACAAACUAUUGUUAUAUUAUUGUUGUUGGUAAGCAUUAUUUAAACAUUGGUGCCAUUUGAUCUUUAUUUGGAGAACCUGCCAAUGCAGUGAAAGUUUACAUUUAAAGAUUUUACUAGAAAGCUCAAGGUUUUAAGUGCGUCCAGUUCCUUGCAACAUCUACAAGAUGUAUCCAUUCGGCUCCGGUAUGCCACAACCACAUGCCACUGCCUCACCCUAUAAUAAUAAUUCUGGUCCCAGUCCACCACCAGCCGGUGCACCUUUCGGAGGUGGUUGGAUACCACCGAUACCGCAAACACAACAUCAUUAUCAGAAUCACCCACAGCAUCAACAACAACAACUACAACAUCAUCAACAACAUCAACAACAACAGCCAUCUCAUAAUACAGCACCUUAUCCCACGACCCCAAGCUAUCCCUCCUCCACUCCUUAUCCAUCUGCAUAUCCACCCUAUCCGGCAGUUAAUCAAUCAUCAACAAUUCCCUAUCCCGGCUCUUCUUAUCCCCACAAUCCCCAGCACAUACCAUACCCGCAAACUAAUAAAAAUCAAGCUCAUUUUAUAUCAUCACCAUCAACAACCGGGCAUCCAUCGUCAUAUGCGCCCAAUCAUGGUUACACACCGGUAAUGACAGCUGGUGGUUAUGAGUCUCCGGCUGGUAAUAUGGCUCACUGCUUCAAUGAAUUGGCACAACGUCAAGGUCAAUCCACGUCAAUGCCACGUCAAAACGCUCUACGCAAGGAGGGUACUCCGACCGUAUUGCCAGCACAAAAUUUUGAUCCCGUCAAAGAUGCUCACGAUUUACGUAAAGCCAUGAAAGGCUUCGGUACUGAUGAAGAUACUUUAAUUAAUAUUAUAUGCCGUCGUUCCAACGAACAAAGACAAGAAAUCCAACGUCAAUAUAAGACACAUUUUGGUAAAGAUCUUAUCGAGGAUGUCAAGUCGGAAACGAGUGGCAAUUUCCAAAGACUUUUGGUUGGUUUAUUGCGUCCUAUUGUUGAUUUCUAUUGUGCCGAAUUAAAUGAUGCUAUGGCUGGAAUAGGAACCGAUGAAGAUGUUUUAAUUGAAAUCUUAUGUACUCUCUCUAAUUACGAGAUACAUACGAUUAAAAAUCAAUAUUUAAGAUUGUACGGUGCUCAUUUGGAAUCCGAAUUAAAAUCGGAGACAUCGGGCAAUUUUAAGCGUUUAUUGGUCUCUUUGUGCACAGCAGCCAGGGAUGAAAGUGGUCGUACCGAUCCGGUGGCGGCUCAAAAUGAUGCGCGUGAAUUGCUUAAAGCUGGCGAAUUGCGUGUCGGCACCGACGAAAGUAUGUUUAAUAUGAUUCUGUGUCAGCGCAAUUAUCAACAAUUAAAAUUGAUAUUCCACGAGUAUGAACGAAUGACUGGGCAUUCGUUGGAGAAGGCUAUUAAAAAGGAAUUCUCGGGUGAUAUCAUGGAAGGUCUGAUUGCUAUCUACCGUUGCGUUACAAAUAAAGCGGAAUAUUUUGCGUCACGUUUAUACAAAAGUAUGGCCGGUAUUGGUACUAACGAUAAACAACUAAUACGCGUAGUUAUAACGCGUUGUGAGAUCGACAUGGCGGAUAUAAAGGUUGCUUUUGAGCGUUCAUAUGGCAAGAGCUUGAAAAGCUGGAUUAAAGGUGACACCUCAGGCCACUACAAGCAUGCCUUAUAUGCUUUGGUAGGAGAGCAACGUUCUUCUUAAAUCCUUGUAAAAUGAUAAAGUUCAACAAAAACUUUCAUCACUUUCUUUAAUCGAAUAUCCUACAAACACAAAAACAAAAAAGUAAUAAAACACUGAUAAAAUGUUAUUAUUAAAACAAAAUCUUUUUAUAUGUGUACAACAACAAGCUUCUUAUUAUAUACAAAAGAAAAAACGAAAACAAAAACAAAAA